Molecule: messenger RNA, 1814 nt
Organism: Phycodurus eques (leafy seadragon)
Lineage: Eukaryota; Metazoa; Chordata; Actinopteri; Syngnathiformes; Syngnathidae
Gene: slc51a
Product: solute carrier family 51 member A
Exons: 8
Coding region: 146-1117 (323 amino acids)
Biological process (GO): transport
Molecular function (GO): transporter activity
Source: RefSeq, a predicted model, not a curated record
CAGCACUGCCAAGCAGCAGCGCGGUCUUCUCGCUUGGGCGACACACCACCGACACUUCGAAGUUCCGCGCGUGUCCGUGGAUGCGAACUCGGGACCGGCACACGACGCCAAAGUUGCAUCGGUGAAAGUAUCGGGAACCUCCAACAUGAACGAAUCCGUCCCCACUAUGGACCCACAGUGCAAGGGGGAACCUCCCCUGGCCAUGGACAUCAUCCUCCAGUUUGACCUCUUCUCCAUCAUCUUGUACUCUGUCCUCACCUUCAUGGCAACCACGUCCAUGCUGAUCUUCCUUGAGGAGUGUGUUUAUAUUUAUAAGAAAGUGCCAGCCAAUAAGAAGAGCACCAUCAUAUGGGUGACUGGAGCAGCACCGGUGAUCGGCACCAUGUCCUGUCUGGGAAUGUGGAUCCCCCGAGCCACCAUGUUUACUGAUAUGACCUCGGCAUGCUACUUUGCCAUCGUGGUAUUCAAGUUCCUCAUCCUGAUGAUAGAAGAGGUGGGCGGCGACGAGGCGUUCCUGCGGCGGGGGGCGAGACACAAAUUGAAGAUCAGCACAGGGCCGUGCUGCUGCUGCUGCCUCUGUCUGCCGUAUGCAGCUAUCACACGGCGUUGUCUUUUCCUGCUCAAACUUGGCUCUUUUCAAUUUGCUGUGCUCAAGGUCGUCUUCACCAUCCUCUCCAUCGUCCUGUGGACCAACGGAACCUUUGACCUGGCGGAUUUGAACAUCACAGGAUCUGCAAUAUGGAUCAACCCCUUUGUGGGCAUCCUGACGAUCAUCGCCCUGUGGCCCGUGGCCAUCACCUUCAUGCACCUCAGGGCCACCUUGCGCACCUUAAAGAUCAUCCCCAAAUACGCCAUGUACCAGCUCGUGCUGAUCCUCAGCCAGCUUCAGUCUGCCAUCAUCAACAUCUUGGCUUUAAAUGGAACAAUCGCCUGCGCACCGCCAUUCUCUUCCGCAGCAAGAGGAUACAUGAUGAGUCAGCAGCUACUGAUCCUGGAGAUGUUCAUCAUCACGUUGGUAACACGUCUGCUAUAUCGUCGACUCUACGACCCGCUGCCCGAGGAGGAGUAUGACGACAACGAGAACACCAAAAUGGUUCCUUUGCAGAAGGCUGUAUGAGUCAGUCUUAAUUGCUUGUAUGUUUUUGCGUCCUUGUGUUUGUGUGUGUUCAAAAGGAGAUUACGGGAUGUUCAAUUGACUGAGCAGACUCCUUGGUUGCACAAACUUUAUGGGGUGUCAUAACUUUUGCUGCCAAUUCUUCUCUGGUUCUUACCGUCAUAAGACCCUGAGAAGUUGGGCAAGAGCCUUUUAGCACAGCAACGACGUAUUUGAAAUGUAAGAGACAAUUCUUUCUUCAAUUUACAACUUUGAAAAGGGAGUGAAUAGUUAAAAGAUUUUUUUAUGAUGAUAAAUCUCUACUAACUGGCAAAUGAUUUCAAAUUAUUAUUAUUAUUUUUUUGAAAACAGUUCGGUUUUACCUCAUGUUCCCUACAAUAAUAUGAUAUGACUUUCAGUGUUUCUUUCAUGCUAGUGUCGUCAUAGAAAUGUACAGGAAACAGAUUUUAUUUACAGUGCAAAGUAAAUACUUGUCUUUUAGGAGACGCUAUUGCAUAAAUGACGAUGACAAUUUUUAAUACAUCUUUUAGUGUGUUGCUUUACCGGCAUUCUUGACAUGCACAAGACAUUCCAAAAACAAUCUGAUUCCCUGUUGUUGUUUUUUUUCUACUGCUUGCCUGCUAAUGUUUUUCCACUAGAUGGCAGUAAAAAGCAAAUUCUGACGUUUGACGGUAAUACAAUAAAAAUAGUAGAGACUAUA